CUUUUGCCAGGGACGGGGUGAGAGACUGAGGACAUCAAAGGGACGGCAUCAUGACAACUCCUUCAGAUCAGAAUGUGGAGUUUGUGCGAACAGGCUACGGAAAGAACGCCGUGAAGGUGCUGGUCAUCCGCAGGGAGGGGAGUCAUCACUACAUCAUAGAGCUGAAGGCUGAUGUGGAGCUCACACUGAAGACACGAAAGGACUAUCUGACUGGAGAUAACUCAGACAUCAUCCCCACGGACACCAUCAAGAACACGGUUCACGCUCUGGCCAAGCUCAAGGGGGUGAAGAACAUUGAACAGUUUUCCUUGGACAUUUGUAAUCAUUUCCUAACCUCUUUCAACCAUGUGCUGAAAGCCAAAGUUUACAUGGAGGAAGCUCCAUGGAAAAGACUGGAGAAGAAUGGAGUCGAGCAUGCUCAUGCAUUCAUCUUCAGUCCAGAGGCUUGUCGCUUCUGUGACGUUGAACAAAAUCUCAAUGGCACCCCUGUAGUUCACAGUGGACUGAAGAACAUGAAGGUGCUGAAAACCACCCAGUCUGGUUUUGAAGGCUUCCUCCGAGACCGUUUCACUACUUUGCAAGAAACCAAGGACAGAUGUUUCUGCACCUCUGUCUACUGUCGGUGGCUGUACAAUAACAGUCAGGAUGUCAACUUCGACGCUGCGUGGAAGACUGUGAAGGAGACGAUCAUUGAGAAGUUUGCUGGCCCUUUUGAUCGUGGCGAGUUUUCACCCUCUGUGCAGAAGACCCUCUAUGAAACUCAGGUUUUGGCCCUGGACAGACUUCCUGAGAUGGAAGAAAUAGAGAUUGUGAUGCCCAAUCAGCAUUACUUCACCAUCGACAUGACAAAAAUGGGUCUCAGCAACAAAGAUGAAGUACUUCUUCCUCUUGAUAACCCGUCGGGGAACAUUACAGGGACAGGUGUUCCCCAGCCUCGCCCACAGGUAAUUGGGAUUGGCUACUACACCUCACAACCCUGA
Molecule: messenger RNA, 980 nt
Organism: Salarias fasciatus (jewelled blenny)
Lineage: Eukaryota; Metazoa; Chordata; Actinopteri; Blenniiformes; Blenniidae
Gene: uox
Product: urate oxidase
Exons: 9
Coding region: 51-980 (309 amino acids)
Biological process (GO): purine nucleobase catabolic process; urate catabolic process
Cellular component (GO): peroxisome
Molecular function (GO): urate oxidase activity
Source: RefSeq, a predicted model, not a curated record